Nematolebias whitei (Rio pearlfish) is the source of this 816-nucleotide messenger RNA. It is a transcript of the gene lrrc18a, whose product is annotated as leucine rich repeat containing 18a. The record is from RefSeq and is a predicted model, not a curated record. Gene Ontology annotation, molecular function: protein binding. Lineage: Eukaryota; Metazoa; Chordata; Actinopteri; Cyprinodontiformes; Rivulidae. The transcript has a single exon. The coding region runs from base 1 to 816 and encodes 271 amino acids.
AUGCCCAAAGGAAAAGAAGCAAAAGGGACAAAGUUGACCCUCAAGGCAGCAAAAAAUGCUAUACAAAUUACCCGGGACGGAAGGCGUAGACUCAUCCUUAGUAACAUGGGUUUAACCAUAUUCCCAAAGUGUCUUUUCAAGCUGACCAAUGUGGAUGAACUGGACCUUAGUCGCAACCAGAUACAGAAGCUUCCUGAUAACAUCGGUGACUUCUCAUCACUCAGAUGGCUAGAUCUGCAUAGUAACAAGCUAGAGUCUGUGCCUGAGUCCAUUGGCAACCUGGUGGGACUGACCCACCUAAACCUUGCAAAUAACUACCUAACUUCUGCAAGCUUACCCUCCUCACUGGGUUCUCUCUCCAACCUGAAGAGUCUCAAUCUUGGAAUGAACCAGCUGGAUGCCUUGCCUCCCACCAUGGAGCGUUUAGUUGAUCUUCAAGAGUUAGCUCUGUUUGAUAACCUUUUUGUCAAGUUGCCCGACUUUGUGAAAAUCCUACGCAAACUUACUAAGUUGAAUGUGACACGUAAUCCUCUCACGCAUGUUAAGGAAAAAAAUGAGAGGAUGAAGAAGAAAAUGGCCGAACCCAAAGAAGAAGUGUACUUGAUCCAUGAAAGCAGCCUGUGUCAGACAUGCCUUCAGAAAUGUAAAGCCCAAAGGGAAAGGAUUACAAUGAGAGGAAGAGGUGAUGGCAGUACUGUGUUUCAUGUGAAAAAGAAAAAAGCCUUUUCUGGAUUGUUGACUCCUAACUCAGUGGCCUCAGUCACUCAGGAUGUGUGGAGAGUGAAAGACAAGGUGAAAAACAAGAAAAUCAAAUGA